Argiope bruennichi is the source of this 655-nucleotide messenger RNA. Its product is annotated as probable nuclear transport factor 2. The transcript has 4 exons. Gene Ontology annotation, biological process: protein import into nucleus. The record is from RefSeq and is a predicted model, not a curated record. Gene Ontology annotation, cellular component: nuclear pore central transport channel. The coding region runs from base 140 to 535 and encodes 131 amino acids. NCBI's taxonomy places the organism in Eukaryota, Metazoa, Arthropoda, Arachnida, Araneae, Araneidae.
UACUCCUACUUUUAUCUUCACUCUCAUUGCGGGGAAACUGAAUGAAGCAUAAUUUUUCCUAAAUUGUAUAAUUUGUGCAUUUUUUAGAGCACCUUUUAUAUUUAAAUAAUUAUUUAAUGCUAGAAAUUUUAUUUGAACAAUGACUUUAAAUCCGCAAUACGAUACUCUUGCUAAAACAUUCGUUCAACAGUUCUAUGGUAUCUUCGAUGAUCCGGCUAGGCGUGCAACUUUGGCUACCUUUUACAACGAAGAGCGCUCUAUGAUGACUUUUGAAGGUGAACAAUUUUUCGGUUGUUCAAAAAUUAUUCAAAAAAUUCAGAGCUUGACAUUCCAAAAGAUUGCUCAUAGCAUUACUGCUGUAGAUGCUCAGCCCAUGUUUGAUGGUGGUAUUCUCAUAUCUGUUUUAGGCCAAUUAAAGACAGAUGAUGAUCCACCUCACAGUUUCAAUCAAGUAUUUGUUUUGAAGCCACAGCCAGAUACUGGCAGCUUUUAUGUUGCCCAUGACACCUUCAGGCUUUCCCUCCACUCUAUGUAAACUCCUUUUUUUUGUGUGUGUUUGAUGUUAUUUUAAGCUUUUCCAUUAAAACUGUAUCUAUGCAAGUCUCCCAUUUGAAACUUUUUUGAGCUUUAAUAAAGUGCGAGUUGUAAUUUGCAA